Molecule: messenger RNA, 2478 nt
Organism: Saccharomyces paradoxus
Lineage: Eukaryota; Fungi; Ascomycota; Saccharomycetes; Saccharomycetales; Saccharomycetaceae
Gene: YTA12
Product: m-AAA protease subunit YTA12
Exons: 1
Coding region: 1-2478 (825 amino acids)
Biological process (GO): mitochondrial protein processing; protein-containing complex assembly
Cellular component (GO): membrane; m-AAA complex
Molecular function (GO): ATP binding; metalloendopeptidase activity; zinc ion binding
Source: RefSeq, a predicted model, not a curated record
AUGCUGCUGCUUUCUUGGUCAAGAAUUGCCACCAAGGUAGUUAGAAGGCCCAUUCGUUUUCGGCCCUAUUACGGGUUGCCUCAUAUUAAGAGUUUACAUACUCAAUAUCGGCUACUUAAUAGCCUACAGGAAAAUAAGAGCAAUAGAAAGAACGAAGACAAUAAUAGGGACGCUAGGCUUAACGGAGAAAUUCCUACAGACGAAGAGGUUGAGGCAAUAAGGAAAGAAGUAGAAAAAUAUAUCGAACAGGCUAAAAAUAAUACCAUACCCGCUAACUGGAAAGAACAGAAACGCAAAAUUGAUGAAAGUAUUAGGCGUUUAGAAAAUGCUGUAUUGAAACAAGAAUCUCACCAAAUUCAAGAAGAGAAAAAGGGAAAAGAGGAAGGAAAUGAACAUUCGAAGGCCAAGUCAAAUACAACAAAAGAGCAGGGCUACUUUGAGGGUAAUAAUAGUAGAAACAUUCCGCCACCACCACCACCGCCCCCCCCUAAACCGCCUUUGAAUGAUCCUAGCAAUCCGGUGUCGAAAAAUGUUAACCUAUUCCAAAUAGGAUUAACUUUUUUCCUCCUUUCAUUUUUAUUGGAUCUCCUCAAUAGUUCUGAAGAACAGAGUGAGAUAACGUGGCAGGAUUUUCGAGAGAAACUAUUGGCAAAAGGUUAUGUUUCUAAAUUAAUUGUGGUCAAUAAGUCCAUGGUGAAAGUGAUCUUAAAUGACAAUGGAAAAAAUCAACCCGACAAUUACGGUCGCAAUUUUUACUACUUCACGAUCGGCUCCAUUGAUAGCUUCGAACACAAACUUCAGAAAGCACAAGACGAACUGGACAUCGAUAAGGAUUUUAGGAUACCUGUAUUAUACGUUCAAGAAGGUAACUGGGCUAAAGCUAUGUUCCAAAUCUUGCCAACUGUUUUGAUGAUCGCAGGUAUUAUUUGGUUGACAAGAAGAUCAGCACAAGCGGCAGGCGGUAGCCGUGGAGGCAUAUUUGGUCUAAGCCGUUCUAAGGCUAAAAAAUUCAACACUGAAACAGACGUUAAGAUCAAAUUCAAGGACGUUGCCGGUUGUGAUGAAGCUAAGGAAGAGAUUAUGGAAUUUGUUAGCUUCUUGAAAGAACCUUCUCGUUAUGAAAAAAUGGGAGCAAAGAUUCCUAGAGGUGCAAUUUUGUCUGGUCCUCCAGGUACCGGUAAAACCCUACUUGCAAAGGCGACUGCAGGUGAAGCCGGCGUGCCGUUUUAUUUUGUUUCCGGUUCAGAAUUUGUAGAAAUGUUUGUUGGUGUUGGUGCUGCAAGAGUAAGAGAUUUGUUUAAGACUGCAAGAGAAAACGCACCUUCGAUUGUGUUUAUUGACGAAAUUGACGCUAUAGGGAAAGCUAGGCAAAAGGGUAAUUUUUCAGGUGCCAACGAUGAGAGAGAGAAUACGCUGAAUCAGAUGUUAGUAGAAAUGGAUGGUUUUACUCCAGCCGACCAUGUUGUUGUCUUAGCUGGUACCAAUAGACCCGAUAUUCUCGAUAAAGCAUUACUAAGACCUGGUAGAUUUGACAGGCAUAUCAAUAUUGAUAAGCCUGAACUUGAAGGAAGAAAGGCUAUUUUUGCCGUUCAUUUGCAUCAUUUGAAACUUGCGGGGGAAAUAUUUGAUUUGAAAAAUAGGUUAGCGGCUCUGACGCCAGGCUUUUCUGGUGCUGAUAUUGCCAACGUUUGUAACGAGGCCGCGUUAAUUGCGGCUAGAAGUGAUGAAGAUGCAGUAAAAUUGAAACAUUUUGAACAAGCUAUUGAAAGAGUCAUUGGUGGGGUAGAACGCAAAUCCAAGCUUCUUUCUCCUGAAGAGAAGAAAGUGGUUGCUUACCACGAGGCUGGACAUGCUGUAUGUGGAUGGUAUUUGAAAUAUGCAGAUCCUCUUUUGAAGGUCAGUAUUAUUCCACGUGGUCAGGGCGCAUUAGGUUAUGCACAAUAUUUACCAGGUGAUAUUUUCUUGUUAACAGAACAGCAACUUAAGGAUAGAAUGACAAUGUCUCUAGGUGGAAGAGUUUCUGAGGAAUUGCAUUUCCCAUCAGUUACCAGUGGCGCGUCUGAUGACUUCAAAAAAGUUACUAGCAUGGCUACGGCAAUGGUCACAGAAUUGGGGAUGAGUGAUAAAAUUGGUUGGGUCAACUACCAGAAGAGAGAUGAUAGCGAUUUGACAAAACCAUUCUCAGACGAGACAGGUGACAUCAUCGAUUCCGAAGUAUACAGAAUUGUCCAAGAAUGCCAUGACAGAUGUACGAAACUGCUUAAAGAAAGGGCAGAAGAUGUAGAGAAGAUUGCCCAACUACUGCUGAAAAAAGAAGUCCUAACAAGAGAAGAUAUGAUUGAUUUACUUGGUAAGCGUCCUUUCCCAGAACGGAACGAUGCUUUUGAUAAGUAUUUGAACGACUACGAAACGGAAAAAAUCAGGAAAGAAGAAGAAAAAAACGGAAAACAUAACGAACCUAAGCCAUCUACAAACUAA